CUUUUCGUAAUCGAGUUCUUUCUCUCCAAACACACCCAUCUCCCCCGUGAGGCCGUGCGCAAGGUUCAUAAACGGUAAUCAAUGGUGGAGGAGGGAGAAAGAGAAGGUCAAUCAGCAAUUGAGUCCGAUGAAACCAUUCCUCUUCUCAAUCCAAAACCCAACUCCACAACCACAGAACUACAUGAAAUCACCCCUACAACAACAACAAUUGAAGAAGAAACAUCAACCCAACAAAACCGGAGAUCGGUGCGAACAAAGGUGCCGGAGAUAGAGCUCCAUGUUUAUCGGCAAGGAAAGGGUCCGAUCGCGGUGUCAAAAUCAAGCCUUGGUGGUUGGGAUCAAGACCAGCUAGAAGUUCGAGAUAUACUGGAGGAGUACGGAUUUAAGAGUAUAUACGCUUUUAAUCCUAAUGAUGGUGGUCGUGCUGUUCCUAUUCGAUUUCAUCCUAAGACUGGCCGAUCUUUUCUUCCAUAUAAGGAUGGUUCUGUUAUUUGCAUCGAUGGCGAACCCAAGGACUCCUUGAUCAAUCCUGUUACGAGGAUCAUCGUUGGUGUGGCCCUUUUAACAAUCUUAAUAGCUAUUGUGGUGACUGAAUCACCAGCCUGGGCAGAAAAAUUUAACAUGAAGGGUUGGAGAAUCCCUCCCUGGCUUCUUACCUGUGCUAUCAUUGUCUUUACUCGCAUGAGGAAGAGAACGCAUGACUUUUUCAAGAAUCGUGGUUGGUGUUAACAAGUCUUUCUUACAUUUUGAAACCUAACAUUUACACUCUUUUUUCUGCAAUAUUUUACUAUCAAUAAUUUAAAGUCUACCAGACAAGAUCCAUUUUUGUUUGAAAGUUGAGUUUCUCUGUAUCUUGUACAUUUUUGCCAAAGGUAGUCUUAUGUUUAAUUUCAUGCCCUGUCGAAUGUUGUACUGUGAUCUAUUAACGAUGAUUUCUAUAACUAGACCCGCUAUCAUUUCCAGUA
Molecule: messenger RNA, 965 nt
Organism: Spinacia oleracea (spinach)
Lineage: Eukaryota; Viridiplantae; Streptophyta; Magnoliopsida; Caryophyllales; Amaranthaceae
Exons: 2
Coding region: 82-729 (215 amino acids)
Source: RefSeq, a predicted model, not a curated record